This is a messenger RNA of Pogonomyrmex barbatus (red harvester ant), 561 nucleotides long. RefSeq lists its product as uncharacterized. Lineage: Eukaryota; Metazoa; Arthropoda; Insecta; Hymenoptera; Formicidae. The record is from RefSeq and is a predicted model, not a curated record.
AUGGCUCUAGUUUCGAAGCAUGCUAGCGUCCUUUGUGUUUCGCAACAUGAUUUUUGUCCUACUGGCGAAAAAUCUUGGUGUUCCUACCAAAAAACGAAGACAGUUAAUAAGCUUUCAGAAUAUAAACACGAGACUCCAGUGAAUUCUAUUGUUUUUGAUGCUGUCAAGCCUAUUAAAGAGCUGAGCAACUCUAAACUUUUAUCGAGAUUAGGAGGCUUUACACAGAAUAGAAAUGAGAGUUUUAAUGUAUGGGCACUGGCUCCAAAAUCUUAUUCAAGUGGAAAAAAGAUACUUGAUAUUGUAACAAAUAUUACUGUUUGCAAUUUUAACUUUGGAUUCAGGAGUAUAAUGAAAAUUAUGAAAGUUUUGAAUCUCGUAGUGGGCCCUAACUAUUACAAUUUUUGUGAGGAAGCGGAUGCAUGGCGCGUUAAAAUGGCCGAACGCAGUCUCACCGGCGCAGCAAAAGAGGUCAGAAAAUCGUUAUUGUCAGCUAGAAAAGAAGUUGAUGAGGCUAAUGCAGAGAUGGAAGAACAGCUUUAUGGGGCAGGCAUCACAGAUUGA